Messenger RNA from Arabis nemorensis, 372 nucleotides. The record is from the annotation of a GenBank genome assembly. NCBI's taxonomy places the organism in Eukaryota, Viridiplantae, Streptophyta, Magnoliopsida, Brassicales, Brassicaceae.
AUGUUACUUGAAGUUUCGUGCUUGUUCUUUUCUCAAGCUAGGUCUACAAAUGAGAUUGAGAUGCAGGCAUUGCUCGAGUUCAAGUCUCAAGUUGCUGAAAACAAGAGAGAGGUCUUGGCCUCAUGGAAUAACUCCUCCCCACCCUGCAAUUGGAUUGGGGUUAGAUGUGGCCGCAAACAAGAAAGAGUUAUAAGUUUGGACCUUGGUGGUUUCAAAUUGGCCGGUGUGAUCUCACCCUCCAUCGGUAAUCUCUCGUUUCUCAGAUCACUUAAUCUUGCAGAUAACUCCUUUGGUAGUAUCAUCCCUCGAGAGAUGGGAAUGCUAUUUAGGCUUCAGUACUUGAACAUGGUAGGUUACAAUAUGAGAAUAUAA